AUGCGGGUGCGACGUCCUCUUAAUUCUUUAAUUAAUCUCAGUGCAAACCCUGUUGAAUGGCCUUUAAUUAUUAAUAACGACUUUAAAACAUUGUUUGUUGAAAAGGGUCCUCCUGCUCCGUUAAAUGUAAAUUUUGCAUUUCCUUCAGAUGAUCAAGGACGAAAAUUCACACAAUUUCAUUUCUCUCAACGAAGUAUGAAUAAUGGAGAAAAUAUCACUAGGACAUGGCUUGUAUACUAUAUUUCCAAUAACGUAAUAUUUUGUUUUUGCUGUAAACUAUUUGAUAAUUCAAACUCUAAGUUGGCUUUAGAAGGGUAUAAUGACUGGAGGCAUUGUAUACAAACGUUAAAAGGACAUGAAAUAUCAAAAAAUCAUUUGACUGCAUAAAGUACAUGACUAGAAUUGUCAUUGAGGUUAAAAAAAACAAAAACAAUUGUUGACGUAAACCGACGUAUUUUACAAUCUAAGUGUAGGCAUUGGAAUGAAGUAUUACAACGAAUCAUGUCGGUAGUACAAUUUCUUGGCCAUCAAAAUUUAGCUUUUCGUUGA
This is a messenger RNA of Rhopalosiphum maidis (corn leaf aphid), 549 nucleotides long. RefSeq names its product zinc finger MYM-type protein 5-like. The record is from RefSeq and is a predicted model, not a curated record. The transcript has a single exon. NCBI's taxonomy places the organism in Eukaryota, Metazoa, Arthropoda, Insecta, Hemiptera, Aphididae.